Messenger RNA from Lactuca sativa (garden lettuce), 1919 nucleotides. RefSeq names its product endonuclease/exonuclease/phosphatase family protein. Gene Ontology annotation, molecular function: DNA binding; double-stranded DNA 3'-5' DNA exonuclease activity; zinc ion binding. Gene Ontology annotation, cellular component: nucleus. Lineage: Eukaryota; Viridiplantae; Streptophyta; Magnoliopsida; Asterales; Asteraceae. Gene Ontology annotation, biological process: base-excision repair. The record is from RefSeq and is a predicted model, not a curated record.
AAAUAAUAAUAAAGGACGACGUCGUAUCGGAUGGAAAAGGGAUUCUUCAAGGCCUCGUUAGGUCUCCAACAAUGGCGGUUUGCCUGGUUGGAGUUUGCUCGCCGAAGAGGAAGUAAUUAAGUUAUGAAUGAAGAUAGUAACGUAUAACGUGAACGGACUGAGACCUCGAAUUUCUCAGUAUGGCUCCCUCCGUAAACUCCUUGAUUCUCUUGAUUCCGACAUCAUCUGCUUUCAGGAAACGAAAUUAUCUAGACAAGAACUGAGAGCUGACGUAGUUUCAGCAGAUGGGUACGAGUCCUUCUUUUCUUGCACACGUUCUCUUGAAAAAGGCCGCACUGGUUAUUCCGGUGUUGCAACAUUUUGCAAAGUAAAUUCUGCUUUUUCAAGCAAUGAAGUUGCACUUCCACUUGAUGCAGAAGAGGGUUUCACUGGUGUUCUAGAGAAUUCUAAAGGAUUUACAUCUAAAAAACACGAUCUUCUCACAUGUGUCGAAGGGCUUGAGGGAUUUAACAGAGAUGUACUUCUUAAAAUUGACAAUGAGGGGCGUUGUAUUAUCACUGAUCAUGGUCAUUUUGUUCUUUUCAACAUUUAUGGGCCUCGAGCUGCAUCUGAUGACACAGAAAGAAUUGAAUUCAAGCUCUCAUUCUACAAGAUACUUCAGAAAAGAUGGGAGUCUUUUAUGCUUAAAGGAAAGAGGAUAAUUGUUGUUGGUGAUUUAAACAUUGCUCCUUCUUCUAUAGAUAGGUGUGAUGCUGGACCAGAUUUUGAGAAUAAUGAGUUUAGAAGCUGGUUUAGAUCUUUAUUAGUGGAAAAUGGAGGCUUGUUCUUUGAUGUGUUCAGAGGAAAACAUCCUGAAAGAAAAGAAGCGUAUACAUGUUGGUCAACAAACACAGGUGGUGAAAUGUUCAAUUUUGGUUCAAGAAUUGAUCAUAUUUUAAUUAGUGGUUCAUGCAUACAUGAAAAUAAGGAUCUCAAAGGUCACAACUUUUUCUCAUGCCAUGUUAAAGAUUGUGAUAUAUUAACACAAUUCAAACGGUGGAAACCCGGGACCACACCAAGCUAUAGAUGGAAAGGAGGGGGAAGCAUAAAGUUAGAAGGUUCCGAUCAUGCCCCUGUCUUCAUGAGUUUAAAAGAAAUCCCCGACAUUCACCUGCAUAACACUCCACCUUUAUCCACUAGAUACUGUCCUCAAGUUAGAGGAUGUCAGCAAACUCUUGUAUCGAUGUUAUCAAGAAGGCAAUCAACAGAGGAAGUGAAAGCCCAUGAAGAUCAUAAAGAAGGAGUUAAAAGACCUGUUUUUGAUUCCACAAGAUUAAUUCAAACAAAUGAUAUUAUCAAAAUCGAAGCAAUGAAUUUUACAGAAAUGAAGAAAAAACCAAAAAAGAAUCAUUCAUCACAGCUCUCACUCACAUCCUUUUUUCAAACCACUUCAAAAAGUGAAUCUGUUGAGAUUUGUGAAACUGAGAUUAAUCAAAGUGAAUCUGAUCAACAUCAUGAGACUGAAUCCAACGGUUGUAAUUCAUCUCAAUCUGAUCAGAGUAAAAUUGCUUUAUUAGAGUGGAAAAGAAUUCAAGAAUUCAUGCAAAAAAGUAUACCUGUGUGUAAAGGUCAUGGUGAACAAUGUGUUUCUCGGGUCGUGAAGAAAGCGGGACCCACUUUUGGUCGACAGUUUUAUGUUUGUGCUCGUGCAGAGGGACCCGCAUCGAAUCCUGAAGCGAAUUGUGGGUAUUUUUCGUGGGCUGAUUCAAGAUCUAAGCGGAAACAGAGCAAGUGAUUUUGUGGUCUUUAUUUAAAUUUUAAUGUAUAUGUAUGUAGCAAGUAAUAUAAAGAUCCGAACACAAAUAUUUCGUGAGUUGAUAUUCCGUUUUCUGUUAGUGGGUCCCACAACCAAAAUUGUGGAGACAAAUUUAUUGUUUAAA